Molecule: messenger RNA, 1629 nt
Organism: Aspergillus oryzae RIB40
Lineage: Eukaryota; Fungi; Ascomycota; Eurotiomycetes; Eurotiales; Aspergillaceae
Gene: cp3
Product: carboxypeptidase C PRC1
Exons: 2
Coding region: 1-1629 (542 amino acids)
Biological process (GO): proteolysis
Cellular component (GO): fungal-type vacuole
Molecular function (GO): serine-type carboxypeptidase activity
Source: RefSeq, a predicted model, not a curated record
AUGAGAGUAUUGCCGGCUACUUUGCUGGUUGGAGCUGCCUCUGCGGCCGUUCCACCUCUUCAGCAGGUGCUGGGUCGACCUGAGGAGGGCAUGAGCUUCUCCAAGCCACUCCAUGCCUUCCAAGAGCAGCUCAAGACUCUUUCAGAGGACGCUCGUAAACUCUGGGAUGAAGUUGCCAACUACUUCCCGGACAGCAUGGACCACAGCCCCAUCUUCUCUCUUCCCAAGAAGCACACCCGUCGUCCGGAUUCUCAUUGGGACCACAUUGUCCGUGGUUCUGAUGUCCAGAAGAUCUGGGUGAACAAUGCCGACGGAGAGAAGGAGAGAGAGAUUGAUGGAAAGCUUGAGGCUUACGAUCUCAGGAUCAAGAAAGCUGACCCGAGCGCUCUCGGUAUCGACCCGAAUGUGAAGCAAUACACUGGUUAUCUCGACGAUAACGGUAAUGACAAGCAUCUGUUCUACUGGUUCUUCGAAUCUCGCAAUGAUCCUAAGAACGACCCCGUCGUGCUCUGGCUGAAUGGUGGCCCCGGUUGCUCUUCCCUCACUGGUCUAUUUAUGGAGCUGGGACCUAGCAGCAUCGAUGAGAACAUUAAGCCCGUCUACAAUGACUUCUCGUGGAACUCUAACGCCUCCGUCAUUUUCCUUGAUCAGCCCGUGAACGUCGGCUAUUCCUACAGUGGCUCCGCUGUUAGCGACACUGUUGCUGCUGGCAAGGAUGUCUACGCUCUGCUCUCUCUUUUCUUCAAACAAUUCCCCGAAUAUGCGGAACAGGACUUCCAUAUUGCCGGCGAGUCCUACGCCGGGCAUUACAUUCCAGUCUUUGCAUCCGAGAUCUUGGCUCACAAGAACCGCAACAUCAACCUCAAGUCAGUCCUGAUCGGCAACGGUCUCACGGACGGCCUCACUCAGUACGGGUACUACCGCCCCAUGGGAUGUGGCGAGGGUGGCUACAAGGCUGUCCUCGAUGAGGCUACCUGCGAAUCUAUGGACAAUGCCCUACCCCGCUGUCGGUCCAUGAUCGAGUCUUGCUAUAAUUCUGAGAGCGCCUGGGUCUGUGUCCCUGCCUCGAUUUACUGCAAUAAUGCUCUUAUCGGACCUUACCAGCGCACCGGACAGAACGUCUACGAUGUUCGUAGCAAGUGUGAGGAUGAAAGCAACCUGUGCUACAAGGGUAUGGGUUACGUGAGUGAAUAUCUCAACAAGGCUGAGGUUCGCGAGGCCGUCGGAGCCGAAGUUGGUGGUUAUGACUCCUGCAACUUCGACAUCAACCGUAACUUCCUCUUCCACGGUGAUUGGAUGAAGCCCUACCACCGUCUUGUUCCCGGCCUUCUCGAGCAGAUCCCUGUGCUGAUCUACGCCGGUGAUGCUGACUACAUCUGCAACUGGCUCGGCAACAAGGCCUGGACCGAGGCUCUUGAAUGGCCUGGCCAGAAGGAGUACGCCUCGGCCGAACUGGAGGACCUUAAGAUCGAGCAGAACGAACACACCGGCAAGAAGAUCGGUCAGGUUAAGUCUCAUGGAAAUUUCACCUUCAUGCGUCUCUACGGUGGAGGUCACAUGGUUCCCAUGGACCAGCCCGAGGCUAGUCUGGAAUUCUUCAACCGCUGGUUGGGUGGUGAAUGGUUCUAG